AUGUCCUCUGUGCGGCGAGCGUCUAACCUGUCGGCCGGCCCCCUGGUGGCCUCGGCGCGCCCCUGCAGCAUCGAUGAGUCGUAUAAGUACGUGUUCCUGCCCGUGUGCUACUCUCUGACCUUCGUGUUCUCGCUGACGCUGAACUCGGUGGUGUUGGCGCGCUCGUGUCGGGUGAGGCGGCGGUGGACCACGUCGCUCACGUACAUGGUGAACCUGGCGAGCACCGACCUGAUGUACGGCCUGUCCCUGCCCUUCCUCGUCCACUCCUACGUCCUGAGGGACCGCUGGGUGUUUGGGGACUUCAUGUGUCGCCUCGUCAGGUUCCUCUUCUACUUCAACCUCUACUGCUCCAUCUUCUUCCUCACCUGCAUCUCCGUGCACAGGUACCUGGGCAUCUGUCACCCCAUGAGGACCAUGUCUCUGGAGAGUAAACGUGCCGUCCGGCUCGUGUGCGCCCUCGUGUGGGUGGUGGUGUUCGCUCUCACUUGUCCCAUAUUUCGCUUCGCUCAGACGGGCCUCCUGUCCCGCGCCCAGAGCCAGGACCAGGGUCUGAACCAGGAUCUAGACCAGGACCAGGGUCUAAACCAGGGUCUGGACCAGGACCGGACCCCAGCCCCGCAGACAUCGCCCCGUCCAAACUCAUCGGAGCCGUACUUAAACUGUUGGGACGAUGCCAUCGACCGCGAGUUUGCGGACUACGUGCCAUACGGCGUGCUGCUGCACCUGCUCGGGUUCUUCGUGCCGUUCGUGGUCAUCGCCUGGUGCUACUCGCAGGUCGUACGGACCAUCUUCCGGACCCUGCGGUCUCCACCCUCGUCGGUGGAGGAGGGCGGAGCCAGUGAUGUGUCUCGUGAGCGCACGUCUGUGUCCAUCGCAGAGUCGCAGUAUUCUCACUACAUCCGCCGCCGCAGGAAGUCCAUCAAAACCAUCGUGACCAUCACGCUGUUGUUCGCGCUCUGCUUCCUGCCGUUCCACGUGACGCGGACGCUCUUCCUGCUCCUGAAGAGGUCAAAGGUCGGGGACUGCGGCGCCAUUCGCGCCGUGUCCAUCUGUUAUAAGGUCACGCGGCCACUGGCGUCCUGUAACGCCUGGCUCAACGCGCUGCUGUACUUCCUCACGGGUGACAGCGCCCCCUGCUGCUGUGGCAGGCCCGCGGUCAGGCGGGAGGGCGCGCUCUGGUGGCCACUGACGAUACUGAAGAAGGACGCGAUGGAGGAGGAGCCCGAGGAGAAGAUGGAGAGACAGGUCCACGGAGAGGAGUCCAAGUCCUCCAAGAUCAUCUUCUGA
Molecule: messenger RNA, 1287 nt
Organism: Periophthalmus magnuspinnatus
Lineage: Eukaryota; Metazoa; Chordata; Actinopteri; Gobiiformes; Gobiidae
Product: P2Y purinoceptor 3
Exons: 2
Coding region: 1-1287 (428 amino acids)
Biological process (GO): G protein-coupled receptor signaling pathway
Cellular component (GO): membrane
Molecular function (GO): G protein-coupled receptor activity; oxysterol binding
Source: RefSeq, a predicted model, not a curated record